AUGGUCACCACCGCCGUCGCCGAUAUUCCGACCGUUGAGCUCCUCUACAAGCUCGGCAAGAUCCAUUCCACACCGGGGGCCAUCUUCUCCUAUAACGCGUCGCAUAACCAAAAAGUCGCCGUGAUCCGAGGCGAUAUCACCACACUCGGCGUCGAUGCGAUUGUCAAUGCCGCCAACACGAGUCUUCUUGGAGGAGGCGGCGUCGACGGCGCGAUCCACCGCGCUGCCGGCCGCGGACUAGUCCAGGAGUGCAGGACCCUGAACGGUUGCUCUACCGGUUCUGCCAAGAUCACGGGCGCCUACAACCUCCCUUGCAAGAAAGUCAUCCACGCCGUCGGCCCCGUCUACGACGAGCUCAGACCCGACGUCUCCGAAGAAAAGCUUGCAGGUUGUUACAAUACCAGCCUGAAGCUUGCUGUCCAGAACGGUUGUCGCAGCAUCGCUUUCAGCGCGCUGAGCACCGGUGUCUACGGUUACCCGAGCUCGGAAGCGGCACCUGUUGCUGUUGAAGUCGUCAGAGAGUUUCUCGAUGGACAAGAUGGCGACAAGCUGGACAAGGUUGUCUUUUGUACCUUCGAGAUGAAGGAUGUUAAAGCCUACAACGAGACCCUUCCUGUCUUCUUCCCUCCCGAGGACCAACCAGCCACAGACAAGAAAACCGGGGAUGGCCCUUCAAAGAAGGAAACAGAGGAGGCCAAGGCUAUCGCGGCCGAGCUUCCUAGCGUGCCCAAGUCUGAUCCUUCCCAGUAA
Colletotrichum phormii is the source of this 750-nucleotide messenger RNA. Its product is annotated as macro domain-containing protein. The coding region runs from base 1 to 750 and encodes 249 amino acids. The transcript has 2 exons. NCBI's taxonomy places the organism in Eukaryota, Fungi, Ascomycota, Sordariomycetes, Glomerellales, Glomerellaceae. The record is from RefSeq and is a predicted model, not a curated record.